Messenger RNA from Onychomys torridus (southern grasshopper mouse), 1154 nucleotides. RefSeq names its product cysteine rich DPF motif domain containing 1 (gene Cdpf1). Bases 359 to 718 code for a protein of 119 amino acids. The transcript has 4 exons. Lineage: Eukaryota; Metazoa; Chordata; Mammalia; Rodentia; Cricetidae. The record is from RefSeq and is a predicted model, not a curated record.
GGUCAUGGGUGGCGGGGACGCGCGUGGUGAGCCGCACCGUUCUUUCUCCACGGCUGGGUCUAGCCUCGGCGCUUCUGGAAGCUGAGAGGGAGGCGUUAGACCUAACACACCCGGCUCAGGGCUCCGGGAGGCCUCGCGCGGAUGGCUGGUGGGUGUGAUCCGAGCCGUAGGUGUCUCUGGUCGCCAGGCGGAGCCCUGCUGCUGACCCGGGUAGACUGAACAGGAGGCGGAGGCUCUGGCGGAGUCACGGUGUCCUGGGACUGUCUCCUGACUGUCACCUGCUGCGAGGGCAGCGCGCCCAGCAGCCUCGGCGGGGGCCUGCGACGUGCGAGUUAAGAUACCAAACAGAACUAGCUAGAUGGCAUCCGAGGCAGAGUCCCGCCCCCUGGGCAUGUUUGAGUGCCAGCUCUGUGCCUUGACAGCUCCUUACAGCUACGUGGGGCAGAAGCCCCCAGACACCCAAGCUGUUGUCCUCCUGGAGGAGAGCUACAUCAUGAAGGAUCCCUUCUCCUCAGACAAGGCCAGGUUUCUGGUCCUCGGCGCGCGGUGCAGUGUGUGCGGCAGGCUGGUGUGUGUGGGCCCGGACUGCAGCCUGUUCUACUCCAAGAGGGUCUGCCUCCCCUGUGUUCAGGAGAAUAUCAGUGCUUUCCCUCAGGAAAUCCGGCAGGAUGUGGAGAAGAGAAAAGGCGUCUCCAAGAGACCUUCCAGCCAUCCCUGACUGGCAGGCACACAGCCUCCUGUGCAUUGUUGUGUUGGCUUGGCCAAGGUUCCGGCUGGGAGCUGUGUAUCUGGCCUUCUCUGAACUGUGACGUACCCGCAGCCCUCGGAACCGAGGAGCCGGCCAAGACUGAGGACAGACAGCAAGAGUAGAUCCAGCUGCAGCCCCAGGGCUGGCCUCUGGUGGAGGUCAGGAGUGAGGGAGAGGGAGCCUCCUUCAGUGGACAGCUGGUAGACAUUUCCUGUAGAUGUACCUGUGGAGACACCUCACUUCUCUCCAGGACUUCCAAGUACCAUGAUGUCAUCUGCCUGUAGGGAAAUCAGCCUCUGAGGGCCAGUGGCAAGGCCAGAGGAGGAUCUACAUCCUGUGCAAUGCCUGAGGAAUGGUUUAAACCUUGACCCUGUAGCAUGUUUAUAAUUAAAAACCUGAAGAAUAA